AUGGGUGGAUUUCUUUCCCAUCUGAAACCAACUAACAAUGAGGAAGUCCUCAACGCGACUUGUGGACCAAUCCGUGGGAAAAUUUAUAAACACGGAGAGAGAAUAGUGGACGGAUAUCUAGGUAUUCCGUAUGCGAAACCACCUGUCGGAGAGCUUCGUUUCAAAAAACCAAUAGCCGCUGAGAAAUGGACCAACCCUUUGGAUUGUCAUGAAUUCGGGCCGGGAUGUCCACCAGCCGGGAACUGUCAUUAUGUGAGUGAAGGUGUUUCAAUCAGAUUCUUAAUUAAUUACAAUACAUGUGACGAGAAGGUAGGAACGGCCGGGUAA
Molecule: messenger RNA, 327 nt
Organism: Caenorhabditis remanei
Lineage: Eukaryota; Metazoa; Nematoda; Chromadorea; Rhabditida; Rhabditidae
Exons: 2
Coding region: 1-327 (108 amino acids)
Source: RefSeq, a predicted model, not a curated record